CGUCAUCGACGGUCAUUUAAAGAUGGCGGACUGCCUGGCCGCACGUUUGACCGCCCAGGAGGAGCAGAUUCGGCUUCUCACCGCUGAGAUCUCCGCCCUCCGGGACGGACUGAACGGCGGGACCGACCGCGCCCCGGUAGCUGCCGGGAGUCCGGAGCUGGACAGCCUGCGGGCGGAGAAUGAGAAGCUGCGGUACCGGCUGCUGCACCUCCGGAGGGGACUGCAGGCUGAGCUGGAGAUGGAGAAGGAGAAGGAGGAGGAGGCGCAGGGAAGGAAGCCGCUGGCGGAACCCAAGGCUGGCAGAACCCCCGGGAGGAGUACCCCAAAACCCCAACAGACAGACAGCCGGGCUGACAACAUGGUAACGGUGUCAGUACCAGACAAGAAACCCAUGGAGAAAAACAAGAAGGAGAAGAAGCAGGAUAAGGGGGGAGUGAAUGGAGGAGCGAAGGAGCUUCUGAAGCUGAACCCAUGGCCCGCAUACGUUCCUGAGCGCCUCAGCCUCUACGAGCAGCUUAAGGAGGAGAGUGAUGCCCUGCUGGCGAAGAAGGCUGCAGACAGCAAACCCAUUAUUGUCGAGCUGACAGAUGGGCAGAAGGUGCCGGGGAAGUCCUGGGUGACGACGCCGUAUCAGUUAGCUUGUGGCAUCAGCCAGGGCCUGGCUGACAGCGCAGUGAUUUCUCGAGUGAAUGGGGAGCUUUGGGAUCUGGACAGACCUCUGGAGCAGGACUGCUCUCUUGAGAUUUUGCGCUUUGACAAUGAAGAUGCUCAAGCUGUGUACUGGCACUCCAGCGCUCACAUCCUGGGAGAAGCCAUGGAGCGCUUUUAUGGAGGCUGCUUGUGUUACGGCCCCCCGAUAGAGAACGGUUUCUACUACGACAUGUUCCUGGAUGGACAGAAGUCAGUGUCCAGCACAGAGUUUGGAGACUUGGAGGCCUUGUGUAAGUCUGUGGUGAAGGAGAAACAGCCUUUUGAGAGACUCGAAAUCAGUAAAGAGACACUGCUAAAAAUGUUUAAGUACAACAAAUUCAAGUGCCGCAUUCUGAAUGAGAAAGUUACCACCCCCACCACAACAGUCUACAGAUGUGGGCCCUUGAUUGACCUCUGCAGAGGCCCUCAUGUCAGACACACAGGGAAGAUCAAGGCAAUGAAGAUUUACAAGAACUCUUCCACCUACUGGGAGGGCCGCUCGGACAUGGAGACCCUGCAGCGCAUCUAUGGGAUUUCCUUCCCAGACUCCAAGAUGCUGAAGGAGUGGGAGCGCUUUCAAGAGGAGGCGAAAAGCAGAGACCACAGAAAGAUUGGCAAAGAUCAGGAGCUGUUCUUCUUUCACGAUCUGAGCCCCGGCAGCUGUUUCUUCAUGCCGCGCGGAGCCUACAUCUACAACACGCUCACAGAGUUCAUCAGGGACGAGUACUGGAGAAGAGGCUUUCAGGAAGUCGCCUCCCCAAACAUCUACAACAGCAAGCUGUGGGAGACCUCUGGCCACUGGCAGCACUACAGCGAAAACAUGUUUUCGUUCCCCGUGGAAGACGACGUCUUUGCGCUGAAGCCGAUGAACUGCCCCGGCCACUGCUUGAUGUUCAGCCACAGGCCUCGCUCGUGGCGAGAGCUGCCUCUGAGGCUGGCAGAUUUCGGGGUGCUGCACAGGAACGAGCUGUCGGGAACUCUGACCGGCCUGACCCGAGUGCGGCGCUUCCAGCAGGAUGACGCUCACAUUUUCUGCGUGAUGGAUCAGAUUGAGUCGGAGAUGAAGGGUUGUCUGGACUUCCUCCGCUGCGUUUAUGACGUGUUCGGAUUCUCCUUCCAGCUUUAUCUCUCAACCCGCCCAGAAAAGUAUCUGGGCGACAUAGCUGUGUGGAACCAGGCUGAGAAGCAACUUGAAAACAGCCUGAAUGAGUUUGGGGAGCCAUGGAAACUCAACCCUGGAGACGGGGCUUUUUAUGGACCCAAGAUUGACAUUAAGAUCAAAGACGCAAUUGGACGCUACCACCAGUGUGCCACCAUUCAGCUGGACUUCCAGCUGCCCAUUCGCUUCAACCUGACCUUUGUGGGAAAGGAUGGAGAUGACAAAGCACGGCCAGUCAUCAUCCAUCGUGCCAUCUUGGGCUCAGUGGAAAGGAUGAUUGCCAUUCUCACAGAGAACUAUGCAGGAAAAUGGCCUCUGUGGCUCUCUCCGCGGCAGGUGAUGUUGGUGCCUAUCAACCCCUCCUGUGAGGAUUACGCCAACAAGGUGUGCAAGCAGUUCACGGAAGCAGGUUUCAUGGCAGACGCUGACCUGGACUCUAGCUGUCUCCUGAACAAGAAAAUCCGAAAUGCUCAGCUGGCUCAAUAUAAUUUUAUCCUGGUUGUCGGGGAGAAGGAGAAGAUGACUAAUAGCGUAAACGUGCGCACGAGGGACAACAAGGUCCACGGAGAACUGCCGGUGUCCGAGGCGAUUGCCCGGCUGACCCUGCUGAAACAGUCCCGCUGUCGAAACGCAGAAGAGGAGUUCUGAUGAAGAUGGGGCGAGACAAAGCAAAGCGUGUCCUUAGGUUACCUCCGGCACAGACGUUCAGUUAGAGGAGCAGUGAAUGGGCAGAUGGCGGUGAAGUGUGUAGAUGGGGUUUUUAGAAAGUUAUACACGUGAAACGAACGCAAACGCAUCGUAAUCCUGUGUAAGUGCAUUUAAUGAAUGGCGCUGCGGAAAAGAUAUGUUCAUAUGAUCGGCGGUGAACUCCAGAAGGGGGGGGAGACGUUUUUUUGGGGUCUGUUCUGAAUAUCAAAUGAUUUCCUGGCAGUCUAAAUCAAUUUGAAGGUACCUGAGCUGAUAAUUUAAAGAUGAAGUGCGAUCACUGUAAUCAUGAAAAUGAUGUGGAACUGACACCUGUUCCCAAAAAGAUCUGCCCUCAUGGGGGGGAAAAAAACUUGAAAUAAAAAGAUUUUUUUUU
Messenger RNA from Fundulus heteroclitus (mummichog), 2930 nucleotides. It is a transcript of the gene tars3, whose product is annotated as threonyl-tRNA synthetase 3. NCBI's taxonomy places the organism in Eukaryota, Metazoa, Chordata, Actinopteri, Cyprinodontiformes, Fundulidae. Gene Ontology annotation, molecular function: threonine-tRNA ligase activity; ATP binding. Gene Ontology annotation, biological process: threonyl-tRNA aminoacylation. The transcript is spliced from 19 exons. Gene Ontology annotation, cellular component: cytoplasm. The record is from RefSeq and is a predicted model, not a curated record. Bases 23 to 2497 code for a protein of 824 amino acids.